Molecule: messenger RNA, 1155 nt
Organism: Tetrahymena thermophila SB210
Lineage: Eukaryota; Ciliophora; Oligohymenophorea; Hymenostomatida; Tetrahymenidae
Product: flap endonuclease-1 PIN domain protein
Exons: 5
Molecular function (GO): 5'-3' exonuclease activity; DNA binding; 5'-flap endonuclease activity
Source: RefSeq, a predicted model, not a curated record
AUGGGAAUUCAUAAAUUGAUGGAUCUAUUAAAGGAGAAAGCUCCUGGAUGCAUUAAGACAUCAGAUCUAAAAUUCUAUGCUGGCCGUAUGAUUGCAUGUGAUGCCUCUAUGGCAAUGUAUUAAUUUUUAGCAACUACAAGCAGUGCUUCUGAUUUCUAGAUAUAAAAUUUAACAGAUAAAGAUGGCAAUAAAACAGGACAUUUAGUUGGUUUACUUAAUAGAACUGUAAUGCUUAUCGAAAAUGGUCUCAAGCCAGUUUGGGUUUUCGAUGGUAAACCUCCUUAAUUCAAGAGUGGUGAACUUGCAAGAAGACAAAAAGCAAAAGACGAAGCUGCUGAAAAGUAAAAAACUGCUAUAGAAACUGGUGAUAUGUAAGAAGCUUUAAAGCAAGAACAACGUAAUUUGCAUAUUACAAAAGAAAUGAAAGCUGAUGCAAUAAAAUUACUUUAAUUGGUUGGUGUUCCAGUGAUUUUAGCCCCAUGUGAAGCAGAAGCAUAAUGCGCUGCUUUGGCAAAAGCUAAGAAAGUUUUUGCUACUGUUACUGAAGAUAUGGAUGCUCUCACUUUUGCUACACCUUUUCUCUUGAGAAAUCUCAAUAGUAAAAAGGAACCAAUUACAGAAAUAAACUACGAAAAGAUGCUAUAAGAAUUAAAGUUAUCUCAUAAUGAAUUUGUUGAUUUGUGUAUCUUAUGUGGAUGCGAUUAUUUAGGACGUAUAGAAGGUGUUGGCCCAGUUAAUGCUUUCAAACUUAUAACAGAGCACAAAUCUCUAGAGAAAGUUCUUGAACACAUGGAAGAAGUUAACAAACAAAGCACUAAAAAAUAAAAAUAUACAGUACCAAGUUCUUAUGAUUAUGUAUCAGCAAGAGAUCUUUUUAUUAAUCCUGAAGUUACUGAUCCAGAGACUAUUUAGCUUGAAUGGAAGAAACCAGAUGUAGAAGAAUUAAAGAAAUUUUUAGUAGAAGAAAAAGGAUUUAGCGAGUAAAGAGUUACCAGUUAGAUGGAAAAAGUUUUAAAUGCUAAAGAACAUAAAGGUUCUUAAACCAGACUGAAUGAUUUCUUUAAAGUAUAGCCUAAAGAUACAUCAUCAACAAGUAAGGCAUCUAAAAAGCCAACAAAUACUAAAAGUGCAAAUAAAAAGGGAGGAAAAAAAUGA